AUGUCGCUUAUCUAUCUACCUGAGAAGACAUGGUCCAUGCGUUAUGGGUCCGAGUACUUUACAGUACGUAUUAUCAAGUAUCUUAUCAAGGAUCAGCAUGAAUGUGCAUUCUAUGAGCUUCAGGUUUAUAAUGGAAGACGUAAUUGGAUUGUUUUACGUCGUUUUAGUGAGUUUGACAGGUUACAAGCAAGUGUGCGCUUUAUAGCGGGUAAUCGAUUGCCAAAGUUACCACCUAAAACUUAUUGCUGUCGGGAUCUUAAUCCUGAUUUUCUAGCUAGACGCAAAGACUUGUUGCAGAUUUUCCUCCAUGAUAUGCUCCAAAUUCCUGGUGUUGCUGAUGAUGAUCAUGUUCGUGAGUUCUUGGGUCUCAAGUUGUCCACAGAGCUCUACGUGUGA
Molecule: messenger RNA, 396 nt
Organism: Peronospora belbahrii
Lineage: Eukaryota; Oomycota; Peronosporomycetes; Peronosporales; Peronosporaceae
Source: the annotation of a GenBank genome assembly